AAAUGGCCGCCGGAUCAUAGUCGAAAAUACAACAGGAAAACCCCCAAAAAUACUGCUAAAACCCGUUCAUUAUGACAGAAAUAUUGUGCCGUUGGCUCAAUGAAGAGGUCGGGCUUAGCCGGCAAAUUGAUCAUUUCAAUUUUGCCAAGGAGUUUGCAACGGGAUAUCUCUUAGGGGAGCUCCUUGAGAAACAUGCUUUGCAAAACGACUUUGCAGAAUUUUCCCAAAGCAUUACGGCUGACUCUAAGCUGAAUAAUUUCACAAGACUGGAGCCUACUUUAAAGCUGCUGGAGGUUCCAUAUGAUACCAAUAUAGCUCAUGCAGUUAUGAAUGAGAACCACAGCGUUGUCACAAGACUCCUGUAUCAGCUGUUCAUAACACUAGGGAAGAAAAAUAAAAUGGGACUUACAGGUGUUGCCAUGGAAACAAUGAGACCCAGUGGUCCAGUAAAGCUUGAAAGCAUAGAAAGUGGCAUGUAUAAAGAGAGACUGAAGCAGUUAACAAAACGUCAAGUAGACCUCAACUUUGAAAACCUUGUACAGAGGUACCAAGCAAAGCAAAAACAACAGGAAGAACUGGCUUUCAAAGCAAAGUUUGAAGAAGAAGAAAAAUUCAGAAAACACCAACAAGCACAAAGAAUCAGAGGCCUAGAAAAGUCACGUCAAGUCAGGAAUAAGCAGCAAGAAAUGAUGGACAAGAUUCGCGAAGCAACGGUCAAGAUUCCAAAACCACCAGAUGCAAAGAAAUCUGGGAAAUCUAGAGGCGAGAUACGUCGACAGCGCGAAGCUGAGGAAGUUAAAGCCAAUAUUGAUGCAUUUGAAGCCAGCAUGAAGGCGACUAUUCCACCUGUUAGCCCAGCAGCGUUGGACGAUAUACCACGCGUUAGUCGAGAUGUAUCAGUAGAUGUCGAAGUAUUCAUACGUCAAGACUCAGCUAAACAGCUCCCCGACCCCUUGUCUGUCAUCAAGCCUGCUGCAAACAAAGAGUAUAUUAACAAGAUUAGGACGAGGCUUGAAGARGACGCGGUGGCUAGAGAGGAAAGAGAGAAGAGGCGUCGCCGUGUUCUUGUGGAGCARCUAAAGGCACAUGAAGCACAAGAGGAAGCCCAUCGGGAAGAAAUGCUUGUCAAUAGACUAAUGCGCCAGUCACAGCAAGAGAGAAGAAUUGCUGUGCAGCUCAUGCAGGUUCGUCAUGAGAAAGAGGUGAUACGUCAGAAUAGAAUCUUCCGUGAGCAGCAGUACGCAGAGAGAAGRUUGAAGGACUUUGAUGAUGCCCUUGAAAGAGAAGCGGAGAUGUGCCGACAAGCUAAACUAGAGUACGCCGAAGAGACUCGUAAGGCGAAUGAGCUCCAUGAUAGACUAGCAGAUGAACGCAGACAAGCUAAAUAUAACAAGCACUAUGAUAUCUGUAUGCAGAUGUUGUUAGAGAUGAUAGACUUCUCUUGUAAGGUUGGGGAAUACAGAGAGUUGACGGAAAAGCUGGUUCCCGCCAAGCUUUACCGAGAGUGGAAAGAUCUUUUUCUAUGUGGGUUGCCGUUGUAUGAAGAGAAGGAAGCUGAAUUAUCUCCAGAAGAAUUGGAAAAAGAACGAGAAAUUAAAGCCGAAAAGGAAAGACUUCUUGAUGAGGGUGAUUUCAUGGAGUACAAGAAUCUUGUCGGUGAAUGGGUGCCCGGAGAGGGACAGGACAUUCAGUGCCCACCCAAGGACAAUGCAGUUCUUGGUCACAUUGUACAAAGACUGUUUAACAUAGUAUCACCACCCCAGCCACCCCCUCCCCCUCCAGAAUUACCGCCGUUUCCCAUCAAAGCUUGUUUCCUUGGGAAAUUCUUCAGUGGUAAAUCCAGCGUCAUCAAGAAAAUUGCUGAAUAUCAUCGGGUUGUUCGUCUGUCUAUGGACACGCUGGUCACGGAAGCAAUAGAGGCACACAAGAAGGGGGAAGUUUAUGAAGAGGUUGAUGGCGAAGUAAAAGUUCUACAGGCUACGGCAUCCAAAAGACCAAGCAUAACAGAUGAACCAAUCGAGAGUCCAAAGCCUGAAGCCCAAGGAGCCAGCGAAUCCAGAGUAGUGUCAGCGGGAUCGGCUGCCGUUAGUGUUGGGAGUGCUAAAGAAACACCAGAUCCCAACAAAAUAUCUGAAGAUCAGUUGGGAGAAAAGUCUGAAGAACAGGACGAAAAGAGAGAUAAAACAAAAGAAGAAAUAGCAAAGGAAAGGGAGAAACAAACCAAAAGCUCUGCAGCAUCUGAGAAAAAAGCUUUUGAAGUCAGCAUGUAUAAGAGUGGCCCGAAAGGACCAAAGCCGACUCCUCGUGCAAAGCUUGGAGCAAGAGCAUACGCUUACCUGAAGAAAGGCAAGCCCACACCUGAUCAGUUGAUUAUAGAAAUUAUGGUAGAAGCAAUCAGAAAUGUUCCAGAAGGAACAGGUUGGAUUAUGGAUGGAUUUCCUGCGACCAUCAACCAAGCAAAGAUUUUAGAGAAGGCGUUGACAGGAUACGAUGAUCAAAAACAGGCUAAAGAAUCAAAAUCUGCAAAGGAACCUGGGAAAGUUAGCAGGACCAAGAAAUCUAGACUAGCACCAGACCCCCACCCAGCCCCUGAGGCUCCUCCCCACAAGGCUGGAAUCGAUCUUGUUGUACUCUUUGAUCUCCCAGAUGAAGUGGCGCUCAGGAGAGCUGAAGGCAGAACAUUUAAUCCCAUCACUGAGGAGAAAUUCCAUCAGGAAUAUAAUCCACCGAUAGAAGGUAGCUACACGGGGAUCAAUAAGCAAGAAAAGGUUGUUACUGUGGUGGACUCAUCUAAUGACAGAGAACAAGUACAACAGAGGAUCACAGGUUUCCUUGACGCCUGGCCCAAAUUAGAAAAAUGGUUCACUAGGUUUGGUGUUUUACAGAAGUUGAACGCAGACAAACCGCAAGAUGACUUGUAUGAAGAAGCUUCUGGUAUCCUAAAUGAAACGUAUCAGAAAAUAAUGGCCCCACCUGAAGAACCAGCAUCUGAGGCAGCAUCAGUCCAGCAAUCUGUCGCACCAGAAGGCGAGGCUCAACCACUGGAGGAGCCAUUACCAACAACAGGAGGGGCACCUCCCGAGGGAGGAACUCCCGCGGAAGCUCAAUCUACAACAUCCCCUGUGGCACCCUCCGAAUCUGCCAUCAGCAAGUCCGAAAAAGGAGCUACAAAGACGAAAAGCAAGACAGGUUCUCCUAAAGGAAGCCGAAAAAUGAGCAAAAAAGAUCGUUCGCCAUCUCCCUCUGCUUCUAAAAAAGGUGUCAAAAGUCGCUCACCCUCCCCUCCCUCCAAGAAGGGUUCUGGCUCUCGUGCUGGGUCCAAGUCACCUCCGCCGUCUAGAAAGGGGUCGAGACCUGGUUCUAAAGGGUCACGUCCUGGAUCUAAAAGGGCUAAAUCUCCGAAAAAAGGAGAAGAACCAGAAGAGGAAACGCCCCCAGAACCAGAAGGACCACCUGAGCCAGAACCUGGAUCUGAUGAAUGGGAAUAUAUUGAUCAACCCAUUGAAAAGGAGUUUGCGUCUGUUUUGGCUCGCCAGUGGGAGAACAACGAAGACAUUUACAUAGAGACAUGUAAAACUAUCUUCCGUAAGAUAAGACACGAGAGAGAGCUUAUGUAUCGCUACUUUUACGGUACAAGGAAAGAUUUUGUCGAAUUCCUGAAGAGACCAGACGAAAAACAAGAAUAUGUUCUUCAGUGGCAAAAGGAGUUUAACGAGAUCGCUGAAGACAUGCGCAGUGAUGACGAUACCAAGGCUGAAUGGCAUCAACGAGUCGAUGACUUGUGUGAUCGCCUGCACGAGAUCUGUGAUAACCGUAAAGAGAUGGCAGAGAGAGAACGACAGACUAUCAUGAACGAAGGAUGGAUGGAAGACCGACUUGGCGUGCUAACAAACCACUAUAUUGGGCUAAUGCAAGUCGAGGUGGAUCGCUAUCAGGAUACUAUCAGGCUGCUCAGAGACUAUUACAUGGGGAUGGAAGUUUCCAGUGGAAAAGUUCCAUGCGAACCAGUCAACGAAUACGUGCGCCUGCCAUUAGUGGAACUACCGCCGACCCUCAGACCACAGUCAGCAUCAUCCAGGGCAAGUGACAGCACUGGCAAUGUGAAUGCUGAAAAGUCUGAAACGAAAAGUCCUUCUGCUAAGAGAGAGAAAGAUAAAGGUAGCCCAAAGACACCUGAACCAACUGAAGGGGUUGAGGAAGAACAGAAGCCGCGUAUCCCAUUGGUUCCUCGUCGCCCAAAGUCAAGUGAAGGAGGCACAGGCAAGGGUAGAGACAAGAGAACUGGUCAAAAGAAAGAUAAGCAGUCUGAUCCUGACAAACCCGAGACACCUGUUCCACCAUCAGACCCUGACGAAAGGCUUGUCUUUGAUGCCUACAUGCUUGCAUUGACUGUCAUCGAGGCACUUGCUGCUCUGGAUGUAGCAGAUCAGGAAGCAGAAGCUCAAAGGCAACUCGAGUUAGACAGAGAAAAGGAGAAAGAGUUGAUACAGAAGAAGGUCAAAGAGAGCAAAGGAAAGAAGGGACGUAAGAGUCCUGUCAAGUCGCCAUCAAAAACCGAAACACCACCACCACCUCCACCUGAAGAAACCGAGGGUGAAUCUGAAGAAGACAAGUUAAAACAAAAAAUCAAAGAAAGAUCUCGUAAAGAGUUUCUAGCUAGCGUAGCUUCUGAAGAUAAGGGGCUUAAGUCAAGAUUAGAGAUGGUCAAAGUUCACACUAUGGCUGUGUUGCAAGAGUUAAAGGGCAAAGCAGAAUCUAUGUACAAGGAUAUGGAGGACUGGCUGGGUGAGAGGUUUCUGCAGGAAGUAGAAAGCAUCAAGGCAAUGGCCGCAACAAUUCGAUUUGCCAUCGAACAAGAAAACAAACUGCAAGAAGAGACGAUUCUGGAGGACAAGGACUUCAUAGUUGACCUUGACACCAAGACCUUCAAGACACCCACCCCUCCCCCUCCACUUGUACAGAUAGAGCUCCCUACUAGCGACAGCUUCACUGUGUCCCAGAUUCUCAACUUGUGCAAUCAGUUCAUCGAGGCAGCGCCUUCUGGUGUCAUAUCCAAUCGUGGCUUCUGUGAUGUCAUCAUGGAUCUAGCUAACCUAACGUUUGGAACAGAAUCUCUUCCUGAUAUAUGGAUGAACAUUACUCAGCAACAGCUUCAAGACAUUUGCAGUCUACUCUCCCAAGACUCCGAGUUCAUCGACUGGCGUAAAUUCCUCUUAGCAGCGGCGCAGCCCUGGACUCCACCUUCUAAAAUGGACCUACUCAUGACUUUAGAGCGAUUUCGAACUGUUGAUCAGGGAGGUGUGGGACUGAUCGACGAGGCUCAGUACGCAGAGGUCGAUAUGUGGUUCUCAAAACUCAUUUCUGAUGAGGAACAACCGGAAGUACCUGAGCUUGUCACGGCCUACGACCGACUGGAGAAACUAAAAGAAGCUUUCUUUUAUAUAUUCGCUAAUCAUAACCUACAGCCAGCUCCUCUGCUCGAUUACGCCAAUAUGUUGAUGUAUUUCGCGGCUGAUUCGGACCCAAUGGAAGGAUUUCUGCGUGCUCUGAGUAUCAGUACAGGCCAACCCAUGCCAUCUUCUGACAGUCUGUCAUCAAUACCACUGGCUGAAUCACAAGCCACUGAAAUCCAAGUACCUUUGAUACAGACGCCUGGUACCCCACCUCCUGAAAUGGAGUCUCUUGUUCGCUUGGAUGAUCUUAUAACGGUGUUACACCAUGGGCAGAGUAGACUAGGAGACACGCACCGCCUCAGUGUUACUUCAGAUCCUGCUGACUCCUUCGCUAGGGAACGACUAGCUGGGUUGUUCAUCGAGCUUGGUGCUGAUGAUGAAGAAGAAGCUCUUCCAUUCCACCUACUCUACCAGCAUCCCAUCAUGCAGGAUUGCUUGCAAACCUGCAUGUUAUUCAAAUCCGCGGACCUAAGGAGUGCUUUCAAAGGGAACGGUAGCAGCAGCGAUACUUUUGAGUAACUCUACCUACCACGUGGGUAUUUUGAAGUAAUGUUUGAUACAAAUGUCAGUAUGAGUUCGAUAUUUGUAUUUUCAUUUUGUGCACAAUUUUGAAUGUAAAUAAAAAGGCUUUAAGAAUC
This is a messenger RNA of Actinia tenebrosa (Australian red waratah sea anemone), 6091 nucleotides long. Its product is annotated as sperm flagella and cilia-associated protein 2. Gene Ontology annotation, molecular function: protein binding. The record is from RefSeq and is a predicted model, not a curated record. Lineage: Eukaryota; Metazoa; Cnidaria; Anthozoa; Actiniaria; Actiniidae.